AUGCUUCGGGCCCAGGCGGGGCCGCUUGUACGCCAGCUGCGAGCGUAUUGCACCGUCUCUGCCUCAGAAGCAGAGAAGGCCAUAGCAAACAAGCUAAAAGCCAGUCUCAAGAGCGUGCAGCAGGUGGAGGUGCAGGACACCAGCGGAGGCUGCGGGGCAAUGUACCGGAUCUCCAUCGUUGCAGAGGACUUCAAGGGCCAGUCCAUCGUAAAACAGCACCAGCUGGUCCACAAGAUUUUGGCGGAAGAUCUGCGGCAGUGGCACGGACUCACCCUGCAAACUAGCGCGCCACCAGCGCAGCAAUAA
Volvox carteri f. nagariensis is the source of this 306-nucleotide messenger RNA. Its product is annotated as bola-like protein. The record is from RefSeq and is a predicted model, not a curated record. The coding region runs from base 1 to 306 and encodes 101 amino acids. NCBI's taxonomy places the organism in Eukaryota, Viridiplantae, Chlorophyta, Chlorophyceae, Chlamydomonadales, Volvocaceae. The transcript is spliced from 2 exons.